AUGCUAUUCAAAAUGCAGUGUUUGAACGCGUUGCGGGCAAGUGCCCUAAAGUUAUCUACUACGGGUGUAGUGAGCACUGCCCAGCCUCAUAUCAACGUCAUAACAAAGAGGUUGAAGAGGAGUUCUCCUUGUGAUCGGUGUUUUAUUCCGAAGCAUAAGAAACCAUGUUUCGAUAUUCGUAAUAUAAUUAUCGAACGUGCAACCGAGUGCCACGGGAAGCUGAUCCGUUCGUUUCUUUACACGCACUACUGGCCGCGUGAGCCGACCGUCAUCGGCUUGUGGAUGUCCCUAAAUAGCCCCCUUUUGGAUGUACUCACAGAUAAAUAUAUGAGUUUUGGCGAUCGUAUGUUGGCUUUUGAGCGCAUUAAGAGAACAAAGGAAACCAAGUUAGUUGGUCUCUCGGUGGCCAGCAAGCUCUACCCGUGGAUGAUAGGAGAGCUCGACGAGUGGGCACAUGUCACCACCAUCAUGCCUGAGAAGUACAAGAUAUAUUUCACUGCACAUUGCCUCAAGCAACCCAAUCUGUUUAAGAAGUACAAAGUUGAUUAUAUUUAUGACGUUGAAGUCCUAGGCUCAGCAGCAGAAGUAACCGGCCAGGGUGUUGCUACAUUACUUCUGAAGAAUAUACUGGACAACGCGCUGGAGGUGCGACACCCAGUCGUACAGGUUGUGUCAACCAGCAGUUACACGUCUAAAAUCUGUGAAAGAUGUGGUAUGAAACUAGAGUGGUCCAUGGAUUACAAAGACUUCACAGACGAGUGUGGUCGCAUCAUAUUCUACCCCAGACGACCUCAUCAUUCAGUGGGUGUCUACGUCAAAUUCAAUGAUCCAAGUAAAGGCGGUGUAAUGCCAUGCAAACCUCAAUACUAA
This is a messenger RNA of Spodoptera littoralis (African cotton leafworm), 870 nucleotides long. The record is from the annotation of a GenBank genome assembly. NCBI's taxonomy places the organism in Eukaryota, Metazoa, Arthropoda, Insecta, Lepidoptera, Noctuidae.